Drosophila bipectinata is the source of this 2088-nucleotide messenger RNA. RefSeq names its product nose resistant to fluoxetine protein 6. The record is from RefSeq and is a predicted model, not a curated record. Lineage: Eukaryota; Metazoa; Arthropoda; Insecta; Diptera; Drosophilidae. Gene Ontology annotation, molecular function: acyltransferase activity, transferring groups other than amino-acyl groups.
AUGCCGUCCGGAUCCAUGUUGCUCAAAAUCCUUCUAUUAACUCAGAUAGUCGCUGUGCUUGGCGAUCGGGAGUCUCUGCUCCUCGACCUGGUGGAUGCGGUGGUCCAGGAAGCAAGCAAUGGAAACGCCACACUGACAACGUGCCAAAAGGAGCUGCUGCUCUUCCACGAUGCCCUGGAGAAAGAGACAUCCUGGGCAAUGAAGGCGCGGGACGCCUCCGGCGAGGGCUUCGGUGACUUUAUUAUGGGGCACAGCUUGUGGCUGGGCAGUCCGGACACUUGCCGGGCGGCCAGUGAGCCGGUGCUUCUCGAUUACACUGAGCGGGAUGCCCAGUUGCUGCGCCAAGUGUCGCCCUUUCCCCUGGACUACCAGGUGGCCUACGCCUGGCCCCACUCGCCGUGGCACUUUAAGCCGAUCAUUAAGGACGAAUCCUUGCUACACAUCGGCCUAUGCUUACCACGAAGCUGCGACUCCCCCGAAGUGGAGAAGCUGCUGAACGGAAUCUUGACAGCAGGCCAGACACGCUCCUUUCGGCGCUGGAAGAUCCAGCCCAGCUUGGCCGGCGUGAAAAAGCCGGGUCUCAGGAGGGACUUCUUCGCCAGCCGGAUGGUUCAGCUGUUUUUGGCUCUGACCGGAGCACAGCUGCUUCUCUGCUUGCUGUCCAGCGCAGGCCUGGGCCGGCACUCGCAGAUUCUUGCCUGCUUCGACCUUAGGAGCAACUGGCAGCGCGCCUGGAAGCCCAGCACAGAGGAGAAUAGCUGCAUCAACGGCCUCCGCGUGGUCACCGCCUUCGCUCUGGUGGGCCUCCACGUGGUCUGGUACAAGGCAUUUUCUGGGGACCCCUCGCUGAAGCUUCUAGAGUCCGUGACAGCGAUGACGAUGCGACACACCUACUGGCCCAGCACGGUGGAGGUCUUCUUUGUGAUCAGCGGCUUCCUAACGGUGUCGAACUUCCUGCGCAACGAGAAGCUUCAGCAGGACAUCGCCCGCGACGGCUUCAGUGGGAGUAACGUGUGCCGUCUCCUGGGCCAGGUCUUCCGCCGCUUCCUGCGCCUGGCACCUUUGCAGUUUGUAGCUAUGCUUUCGGCCUCUGUGGGAUCGCUGUACCAGCGGCAAGCUUCCCUGCUGCACGUGACGGUGCCGCACGACGAGAUUUGCCAGCAGCACGGAUGGCGUAACCUGCUCUUUGUGCAGAACCUAUUUCCUGUGGUGGAGCUGUGCGGCUCCUGGACCUGGUCCCUGGCCUGCGACAUGCAGCUCUAUCUACUGGCGCUACUGCUGCUUUUUCUGCACACCCGCCAUCCUCGGGUCGUCAGGGGGCUCGUUGGUCUACUCCUGGCCAGCAGCAUACUCUACACGAUGGGGAUGAUGAAGGUGCUGCAGGUGAAACCAAACUUCGAGGAGUUCUACCAGGCGGGAAAGUGGUUCUACAUGAGUCCCGUCAUCCGCAUGCUGUCCUACAUAGUGGGCGGGGCCUACGGAUAUACCCACGCCCUUAAAUGGGACACGCCUUUUGCCCUUAUGCUGCCCAACUGGUGGUCCAAGCUGACCCUCACCCUGAUCCUGGGGUGGCUGCUGCAAAAGGCCUUGGCGGAGCAGCUGCCGGAGGCUUCCAUCCUCAGCGCCUUAAUGGCAUUACUGCGGCUUUUGGUGGCUACCUGGGCCGGUCAACUAAUCCUGAGUGGCGAAGGCCGGGAAUCCUCGGCGCCCAACCGCUGGAUCCUGGCCCUCCUCCAGUCGGAACAGCUACAGCGGAUCAGUCGGUUCACCUAUGCCAUCUAUUUGCUGAACCCCGUCAUCAUCAUAUGGUUCUACCACUCCUUCACCUCCGCUGUUAACGCCGACAAGUCCUUGUUGACCCUCCUGAUAGUGGGUCACUGCGGCAUUUGCUACUUUCUGUCCAUCGGAGUCACCUUGCUGUUCGAGAUGCCCUUCAACCGAUUAUCCAGUCUGCUCACCAGCUCAAGAUCACCCAGAACGAAAACCCAUUAGUUUUAGAGUUUCAGAAUGCUUUGUAAAAAUGAUUUCUUCUUAUAAAUAUGGUCGAUAUCGAGCAGUUGGGGAAACAAUAUACUGAAUUCGAACCAA